AUGGCGUCGUACGAGAAUUGCUAGAGUUGAUCCUCUCACUGCCACCGGCCAGCGUCAGCUCAAAUACUUAUAAUAGAGAACCACAGUCUUCUCAACUGUAUCGCCAGGUCUCUCAAAAUUCUGAAUCUUCUUUCAUUCCAUCUCAUAUCUGUAUAAUUCUUCAUUCAUUAGCUUCAUUCCUAUUGCAUUUCCACUUUACACCAUCUCACAUAACAUCACAAUGAGUCCAGUGGAGAAAGACAUCCUUAUCGUCGGUGGCGGGCUUGGCGGAUUAUGCCUUGCCCAGGGACUCUCCAAAGCUGGCGUACCCUUCCGUGUUUUCGAACGCGACGCGAGCGCUAACUGGAGAGCUCAAGGAUACCGCCUACGUAUCAAUGGCGAAGGUGCGAAUGCCUUGAAGGAAACCCUCUCCCCAGAGUUAUGGGAGCGGUUCGAGAAGACAUGUUGUUCUGCCGAGUUAGGCGAAACAGAUAUUAAUGCCAUCGACGGCUCUAUUAUCGCUAGUCGUGCUGGUGGUAGCCCUGCUAUGAAGGGUUUGAAGCCAUACACUUGUGACCGUACGGUGUUGCGAAACAUCCUGCGUGAAGGCCUCGAGGACAAGAUCACAUACGGAAAGGAGCUAGUGCGCUAUGAAACCACGAAUGAGGGAGUCGUCGCCUACUUCACUGAUGGGACAACGGCAUCCGGCCGUUUCCUCGUCGGAGCGGAUGGUCGGGGCUCCGUGGCACGAAAACAGUACCUCCCGGAGCAUCUGCCGCUCGACACGGAGGGCACUUGUAUCUACGGCAAAACACCUAUCACACGGGAACUACUUGAACGAUUCCCUACGCGCGCCAUGCGAUGGAUGACCUUGAUCAUUGAUCGCACUCCCUUGACACAAACUCUCGAUAUCGAUGACACUGCUGUCACGCUUUUGCUGGAGCCCAUUCGGUUUACCAAGCGGAAUGAUGAGUUUGACCAGUAUGUGCCGGCAGACUAUAUGUACUGGGUGCUCGUAGCCCGUAAACAGAUAUUUGGCCUUCCAAGCGAGGUUCCAUUCUCCAAGUACUCGGGCGAGGAGGUCGCAGCGUUGUCGCUUCAAAUGGCCGACUGCUGGGACCCUAGCAUCCGCUCCAUUCUGCACUUACAAGACAAGACACAAUCCAGCUUGCUCCGUAUCCUCUCAGCAGACCCAGAUAUGAAGGCUUGGACGCCGUCUGACAAGAUCACCAUAAUUGGUGAUGCCUGCCACGCCAUGAGCCCCAGCGGCGGUGUUGGCGCUGUGACAGCGCUGGUGGACGGCGCUAAGCUCGCCAAGACAAUUGCAACAAAGGGCAUCUCAGCGAGGAGCAUCGGGGAGUUUGAAGCCGAGAUGCGUGAAUUCGCGGGAGCCAACAUCCGGAGGAGCUAUAUUGGCGGUCGCAAGAUGUUCGGGCAGAAGCCAUUUGAUCAGUGUGAACAGUAUGUUGGAUAGUCAGGGGAAAACACACAUUGCGACGACGGGGUUUUAGUUCGGAUAGAGGGCCCAGAGUAAAGAGAGCGUCUCUUCUUUUUUGUACAUAUAGAAUUUCUUUACGUAGCUAUCAAUCAUCUUACAAUAUCAAAGCACGCAUACAACUCAUAG
Molecule: messenger RNA, 1603 nt
Organism: Xylaria bambusicola
Lineage: Eukaryota; Fungi; Ascomycota; Sordariomycetes; Xylariales; Xylariaceae
Product: cercosporin toxin biosynthesis protein
Exons: 1
Coding region: 221-1453 (410 amino acids)
Molecular function (GO): FAD binding
Source: RefSeq, a predicted model, not a curated record